Molecule: messenger RNA, 4777 nt
Organism: Beta vulgaris subsp. vulgaris (sugar beet)
Lineage: Eukaryota; Viridiplantae; Streptophyta; Magnoliopsida; Caryophyllales; Amaranthaceae
Product: sister chromatid cohesion 1 protein 4
Exons: 15
Coding region: 643-4455 (1270 amino acids)
Biological process (GO): replication-born double-strand break repair via sister chromatid exchange; synaptonemal complex assembly; mitotic sister chromatid cohesion
Cellular component (GO): cohesin complex; synaptonemal complex
Molecular function (GO): chromatin binding; protein binding
Source: RefSeq, a predicted model, not a curated record
CUAUAUCACACUUUCCAAUUUAGUAUUUUUUUCUUCACUUUCUCUCUCCUAAAAACUAUUCUAUUUUCUCUCUCCUCUUCUUCUUCGUUGAAACUCCCUCCUUUUUCGAUCUCGAUUUUCGCACCUCAAAAAUCUCACUUUCUUCAACUCAAUUUCACUGUUUUUUCAGUUCAAUUUCUCUUUUAGAAGCUCAAAUUUACUUUUUUUUUUGUUUGGAGUAAUUAACAGUUGAAGAUUUUGAGCUGUCGAAGUUAGGGCAUGUGUGGAAGUUGCUAAAUUAGCAGAUGAGUUAUGGUUGAAUUACAUGGAAUUGAUCACUUUUGAUGUUCUUUUGUGGAGAAGAAAGUUUUUUAGUGUAGUUCGUUGUGUUACGGAGAUUGCUGGUUUCGAGUAAUUUGCGUGUUUUGUUUCUGAAAAUUUGAAGUUUUUUCAGUUCAUGAAGUUAGGGUUUCGGCGAAUUAAGCUAUUUCAUUGUUGAUUUCGUACCUAAAGUAUUGGAAUUUCACGAGUGAUGAUUUUAGUUGGAAUCUAGGGUUUUUUUUUCUGGUUGUGGUGAAUUCGCAAGAGAAUUAAUGGUUUUUCGAGUAUGCAGUGACUUUUAUAGGUUCUAGGGUUUUUUGAGAAGAAGAAAGAAGAGUUAGAAUGUUUUAUUCGCAGUUUAUAUUGGCCAAGAAAGGGCCUUUAGGGACUAUAUGGAUUGCAGCUCAUUUGGAGCGGAAGCUUCGGAAGAAUCAAGUUGCUGAUACUGAUAUUGGCGUAUCCGUUGAUUCUAUACUGUUCCCAGAAGUGCCAAUCGCACUCCGCUUGUCUAGCCAUUUACUGCUUGGUGUUGUCAGGAUAUAUUCAAAGAAAGUGAAUUACCUCUUUGACGAUUGUAGUGAGGCUUUGCUUAAGGUCAAACAAGCAUUUCGCUCGGCAGCAGUUGAUUUACCUCCUGAACAGUCUAAAGCACCAUACCAUUCGAUCACUUUGCCAGAGACCUUUGAUCUUGAUGAUUUUGAGCUUCCAGACAAUGAAGUAUUUCAGGGCAACUUUGUUGAUCACCAUAUUAGUACAAGAGAGCAAAUUACUCUCCAGGAUUCUAUGGACGGUGUGGCUUUUCCAUCAUUGCAAUUUGGUCCCGAUGAGCGAUUUGGUGAUGGUGAUGCAUCUCAGAUUGGUUUGGAUCUUGACGAGGAGUUGUUUAUGGACAAGGGAGAUGCUGCAGGAACAAGUGGGGUUUUGGUUGACACAGAUGCUGGUCCUCAGGAAGCUAUAAAAGAACUCUCACCUUCACCUUCCAAAGCCGAUGAGCAUUAUGAAGCUGUUUCUGAUUCUGGGUUGGCUUCAAACGCUAAUUUCUUCAGUAUCCAGGCACCUUCCACUCCAGGGUUAACGGAAGAGCCAAACUUGCCUAGUGCUAAAGAGGAAAUACAGGUUAGUGAUGAUCAUAUGGAUGAGGACCAGAAUCCAUGUGAACUUGCUGCAAAAGAAGUGUCUGGAAAUGCUUCAAGUCUUGUGGAACUGUCAGAUUUGGGUGGCGGGAAAUUUAUUUCUAAUGGAACAUCGAAUUAUGAGGAUGAGCUGGGCAAUGAAAAAGCACAUACACAUGGAACUGAGUCCAUGGAUGUCAUCUCAUCUGGUUUUGCUCAGCCUGUUACUUCCAAUGAGCACAAAGAGGAAACAAAUGGUCAGGAUAGUGCGGAAAACAUUCUCAACUCCAGUCCUCUCAAGAAUGGAAUUAUUAUAGCUGCUGAUGUGCAAUCUCAAGGAUGCUGUGAUGUCGAAGAACAAGGUAUAAAUGGGACUGCCGUUCCAGUGCUUGAUAAUACCAUUGUCAUGGAGGCUCAAGGUAGUGAUCUUGAUGCUGGCUGCAACAGAGCUGACCUUGAUGGUACGUAUCAUCGACUACAUGAUGGUGGAGAAGAGAGUAAUACAUCUUUAAUUGGCCCCGCAGUUCCUGGCACUGUGGAAGCUGAGAUUAGUGGAUAUGAACACCAAAAUCCAUUUCAGCCUUGUCUAAACUCGAAGAAAGCUGAGAUCUCUGAAUCCAAUAUCGAUGUGAAGUCAUCAGGCUUUGCCCUUCCAGUGCUGCAGGCUUGUAAUUCCAAUGUCCAAUAUGCUUGUGAUGGAGCAAAUAAUGUGUUUGAUGACUCCCACCUUCCAAAUCGAGACAGUGGUUUGAGUAUCUUAGGGACAUCUGGACAGGGAGACACAACUAAUGUUUCUGGGAUGUCUACAAAUGUCUCAGAUGAAGUAGAACCAACCUCAAAGGCAGACCAGAUAGCUCGUGAAGUUACUUGUACCACUGACAUCAACCUAGAAGUGCAGGUGGAAAACCUAAUUGCAGAAGGAAAUCAUUUGGAAAAAGAGAGCAAUUUGCAAAUUUCUGAUUUCCCGCCCCCUGAGAUGUUGCUUUCUAUGCCAAAUCUGCCUGCUGGUCUAGCAGACAACUUUCUUGUUGACUCUACACCUGGUAAAGAGUUCCUUGCAAAAGAUGGCAAUGCUACUGAUGAAAACAUCAUAUCUGGGAGAAAGAGAAGUUUUACUGAGAGUACUUUGACAAUACAGAGCAUUAAUUCAGUUGAGUCUUCUGGUGGAGCUCAGUCCAAAGGAACUGUGGAAUUUAUUCCUGACGACAAUGACUUGCUAUCCUCUAUUUUAGUUGGUAAGUCUACAGCAAUCAAAAUGAAGCCUACUCCACCUGUUCCUGAUACAGUACGUGCAAAGCGCCAGCGGACUGCUGUCCGUUCUGCUACUCACAAGCGGAAGGUGCUUGUGGAUGACUCGACUGUACUCCAUGGCGACACGAUAAGGCAGCAGCUAACAACUACUGAAGAUAUACGGCGUGUGCGAAAGAAAGCUCCUUGUACGAACCGUGAAGUUUGGGUGCUUCAGAAACAGUUUUUGGAUGAUGAGAUUUUCAGCGAACGUGUAUUUACAGGAAUGUUUCCUACCUUGAGAUCAUUGGAUAAUGAGGAAUUCAAUCUGAAUGAGAUCAGAAUUUUUCGUGAUGAUAUAUCCAAAGAAGCAAGUGAGGCAGACAUCUCUACAAGGCCAACAGUCGGUGAGGAAUUUGAAACUAUGGGAACUCCUGUACCCUGUAUUGCUGAGAUCACUACGAAACCAGUGCUCGGUGAAGAAACUGAAGCUCCGGGAACUCUUGUACCAUCUACUGCUGCAGAUGAGGGAUUGCAAGUGCAUGAUGGGAGUCUGUUAGAGACUAUAUGUGGACAAGAAUUGACUUUGGUUGUAGAUGGUGGUACUCUGCUAAAAGAGGUAGAUUUUGUAGAUAAUGAGGUCAUAAAAGAAGUGUCGCAAUAUGAUGUUUCUGGAGAAAAGGUUGGUGUGGAGUUUGAUGAUGUAAGAACCUCAGUUGGUGGUGAAGCAAUUCAUUCUGUUGCUUCAGGAGCAGAGCCACUCUUUUCAGUUGGUCAUGUUGCUGAAGUUAAUUGUAACUCAACAGACGAUAUUAAAGCCAAUUCACCUUCCCUUCAAAAUUCUAGUGAUGUUUUGGUGUCCAUGCAUACAGAUAUAUCAGACCAAAUUCUUGAUCACAGGUGUGCUACAAAUUUUUCAAUAGACGAUACUUCUACAGGGGAGGGUGUUUCUGGAUCAGGUAUACGAGAUCAAGGGGUAGAUGUUGGUGUCACUGAGAAAGCUGGUGUAGGUGAAAGAUCAGAUGCUGAACCUGUAUCGGAGAAAAGGGAAAGUGUUGAUCCAAGCAUAGUUAUGGAGCAUCUCCAGGAUACUUGUUCUCUACCUGUUCAUGAUUCCAGUAUCUCUGAGUCUGUGGCUCUUGAAGACAGGGCUUUUCCAACACCGGACCAGGUUCUUGAUGGUUGUCAUCCAGAUGAGCUUGGGAUGGCAAAUAAAGAUGAAAUCUUUGACUCAGACCUAAGACUUGAUGAUAGCUGCUCAACUCCAUACAAUGUUAGUGAGCAUGUAAAAUUAGAUAUAUCAUAUUCAGUAGAAGCUGAUUUAAGCCCCCGAAUUACCACAUUAAAUGAGGGGGAAGGUCUACAGUAUAGGGAAGCUGACCAAAUGAUUGCCAUGGACUCCACUUCGAUUCCUCCCGAAUUUGUUGACGCUGGAAACAAUGCUGAGGUUAGCACAGAUGCCAUAGAGCACGAUACAGCCUUCUUGAAUUUUGAUGAUGACGAUGUCGCUGAAGAUUACGAAAGUGAUAUGGCUGACCCUGAUGAGAAACGCAUUCUCGACAACAGUGGCUGGUCUGCUCGUACCAGAGCUGUUGCCAACUAUCUCCAAGUCUUGUUUGAAAAGGAAUCUGAUCAGCCGAAGAAGGUGAUCUCCUUGGAAAGCCUAUUGGUUGGGAAAACACGAAAAGAAGCGUCAAGAAUGUUUUUUGAGACAUUGGUUCUCAAAACUAAGGAUUAUGUAAAAGCAGAGCAGGAGAUCUCUUUCUGUGACAUUAAAAUAAAGCCUAGAGGAAAGCUUCUGAAAUCAGAUUAUUGAUCCCAUACGAACACAGGACGGUAGAUUGGUGAAUAGCCGUGUAGUCCUAGUUAGUUGACGUAGCUUAGAUUUUGGGACCGUGGUUCUCCCCUUGAUUUAUUCUUUACUUAAGUUUGCUCUUUUCUUUUACCUUCUAUUUUUUUGGGUGAUUAGUAGGUUAACAAGGGAGGCUAAGGGCUGAGAAUUUGUAAGUCUGUAGCUCGUGUAUCAUGGGUAGGCAUUGUAGAAUGUCUUGUAAUGUUAAUCCUGCAAUAAUAUAUGUAUAUAUUAUAUAUAUAUGUAAAAUUGAUAACUAUGCAAUCGGAGAUUUUCUUGGAUCUAA